Messenger RNA from Acaulospora colombiana, 1050 nucleotides. NCBI's taxonomy places the organism in Eukaryota, Fungi, Glomeromycota, Glomeromycetes, Diversisporales, Acaulosporaceae. The record is from the annotation of a GenBank genome assembly.
AUGCAAUACGCCUCGAAAGUCAAUUUAACCCACCCACUUCUUUCGCCUCCAUACUUCGUCUCCAAUACUACAGCUACCCAUGGAACUUCGUCUUCGCAUGGUUAUGGACUUCGCCUCCGCUAUUGGCUACAGCUACCCAUGGAACUUCGUCUUCGCAUGGUUAUGGACUUCGCCUCCGCUGUAGUUGGUUGCAUUGGCAAUAAUGUUCAAGAAAGACUCAAACGAGAUUAUAGACUCCAUGAACAACCGAGUGUUGAAGAAGAACCAUCAGCAAUACUAACGAAAAGGACGAAAUUAGAUGAAAAAUUUAACGCAACGAAGUCUUCCUCUGAGCUUCUUCCCUCUACGAACGUACAAUAUACAUCCACUAUUCCCAAUUCUAAUGAUGUGAAAACUAAAGAGCUUGAGGCCGAUGAAGAAAUUAAAUUUGAUAUAAUGAACGUUUCAAUGGAACUAAAUCGUGAACCAACAGUUAAAAGCGUUGUCAUCAAUUAUGGUGCUCUGUUGGUCAUGUCCGUACCCCAUCUAGUAAACAAUUGGUUGGCGGAGAUCAUGGAUUACGGAAACGCGGGGUUGAAUAGGAUGAUUGCACUCAUGUUUAACGACCUAUAUUAUAAUAUCCCAGAGGUUGCUCCGUCGAAGUUGUCCGAGGAAGAACACUGUGAUAUGUUCAUUUAUCCCCUUACUCGUUUGUUUCGUGGAUCCGAAAAAGAAUAUGAACUUAGACUAAAUCGUGCCAAUGCAGGUUCAAAGACGAGACCGGAUCUUUCUUGUAUAGUGAAUGAUGUACUAAUCUUAAAUUCAGAGUUUAAGCCACAGUACGAUGGGUUGUACCGCUCCUGGCCAUUUCUCACCACCAAACUAGUGAUCGACAAGGCUACAAUCCCAUUAGCAGAGUUCGCAAUCAGCCAUUUUGUGGCUUUGGAGGAACGUGUUGAAAAGAUUGCGAAAGACUUCAAAUAUCGGAGUAGUCAAUUCACUCCACCUGCACAGAUGUCCUUUGUGCGCAAACUUCCAGACUCUCCGCAAGUAAAGAUGUUAUUGCAAUAA